Messenger RNA from Trichobilharzia regenti, 453 nucleotides. The record is from the annotation of a GenBank genome assembly. NCBI's taxonomy places the organism in Eukaryota, Metazoa, Platyhelminthes, Trematoda, Strigeidida, Schistosomatidae.
AUGAAUAAUUUCAUUCGUAAAAUUUUCUGUAAACAGGUGUAUGCUGAAAAUAUUGCGCCAAAGUAUUACGAAAAUGCGUAUAAACUGGGAGUAUCCCCAACCGAGGAGAGCAAGUUGCAAGCUGCUUUUGAAUCGCACACACGUUUGUGUCAUAAUCUGUAUGUUGCAAGGAAAUCCGACAUAACUGCAUAUUAUAAACAAGUUAAAAUGAGGGAAUUGAAUACAAUCUGUCCAUUGAUGAAUUGGAAAAAGUUGUUUGAAAGAUUAUUUCGACAAAUUGGAUUCAAAAAUUACAGAACAUUCAAAAUCAGUAUAGCGGACACAACAGCGUUAAAAUAUCAUUGCGCCUUACAUGAAAUUGAACUGUCAACACCUACUGGUAAAAGUACAAUUAAGAAUAUGGCUAUCAUGGACUUUAUGACAUAUCACGUUAACACUAUUGGGCUUGAGUGA